Molecule: messenger RNA, 2082 nt
Organism: Rotaria sp. Silwood2
Lineage: Eukaryota; Metazoa; Rotifera; Eurotatoria; Philodinida; Philodinidae
Source: the annotation of a GenBank genome assembly
AUGAGCUCAUUGAGCAAUUCAAGUGUUGCAUUAACGCAGCAAUCAGUAUCCGUCACUCAAUUGCAGAAAGAAUCAACAACAAUUAGUGCAUGUGCCAGUUCAAUUAAUCAAACUGUUAAUCAUGAAUGUAUCACUUUUGUAUGGCUCGAUCUUCGACGGGAUCCGACGGGAACUUUUGUCGGUACCCUUCGUGCAAUUAAUGAUUGUGUACGAACUUUUACUGAUGUGUCAGCUUGCUUAGAUUUCAUAAAGUCUUCUCAUGAGAAGAUUUUCUUCAUUUCGUCGUCGAGUAAUGGUGAGCUAUUAGCUACAGUACAUCUAUGUAUAGCUGUCGAAGCUAUUUUUGUGCUCGAUCCUGAUACGAACAGUGUCCGAGGAGAUUUUCCGAAGUUGAUUGAUAUUUUGACUCAACAAGAGGAACUUCUUCGAGUACUCAGAAUCACAUUAGAUACAUUUGAACAUAUUCAACUAGAAAGAUUCGUAUUUGAAACGGAUAAAAUGUUUAUAUGGUGGCAAUUAUGGAAAGAAGAAAUAACUAGUCAAAAAGCAAAGCAAAACAGUAAAAGUUAUUUGGUGGAACAAGCUCGAAACUAUUAUCGAGGCAAUUCAAAACGACUGAAACUAAUUGAUGAAUUCGAUAAAUCAUAUCGAGCGAAUGAUUCGCUUCGUUGGUGUUUUCGUUCACCAUUCCCAUCACGUCCUUUACGAUACGCACUCAUGUCACCUACCCUUAAUCAACUCUCAUCAUAUCAAUUUCUUAUAACUGAUGCAGUCCGUAUCUUACAACAACAAUCGAAGCGUACUGGCCAUGGACAAGUCUAUCGAGGCAUGAAACUACCGAAUGAACUGGUCGAUAUGUUCGAAACACAUAUGGGUGAACUAGUAUGUGUCAACGGAUUUUUUAUGUGUACGAAAUUAAGGAAUAUAGAAUUGCAAUCGGCUGCAUCACCAGGAUAUCGAUCUGAUCUUUCAUCUGUUCUGUUUAAAAUUGAUUUUGAUGCAGCAGCUCGAUUAGCUGAAGUUCCAAUGGAAAAUGGUUCUAUAAUAGUGGUUUUCGAUGUUGCAACAAGUUUUCGAGUGGUAUGCGUCAAUCGAGGUACGAUGUCGAUUAUCAAAAUGAAGACUACUUCAGAUGAAGGAAAGAAACUAGCAUUAGAGUUCAAAGAAAAAAAUAAAGGAAAGACUAUCAAAAUGCUACUUGACGAGUUGUCUGCCCCACCAAAACCGGCAACCCCACCGCCGGCAACUAAAAUUGAAGUCAGAAAUGAGCCGAUACAAAUCAACAAUUCUCAAAUAUCCGAAGAUGAAUUGGAAGCAAAGAAACAUUUGAAACGUGGAGAUAUUGAUCAAGCAAUUGCCGCUUAUCAACGUAUUCGACCAAUGCCGGUUCGAAUUCUUAAAUUAAUUGGUCAAUUGUCUGCCGAUGAAAAAGAAGACUACGAUACUGCAGUCGAAUGUUAUAGACAGGCACUUAAAAUGCAGGAAGAGGCAGGUGAGGAUAUCGCCGAUACUCUUUCACGACUCGGAACAAUUUAUCAUCACCGCGGUGAAUAUGAGUUGGCCCUUAAGUGCCAUAGCCGUGCAUUGGCUUUAUAUGAAUCUGCUCAUCCACGUGUUUCAAAUUCGAUUUCUACUAGCCUUACUAGUAUUUCAAACACUCGUCGGGCUCAAAAAGACUUAAAUGGAGCUCUUGAUUAUGCCCAACGAGCAUGGACGUUGUGUGAAUCUAGUGGAUCUGAAAAUGACGCUAUUGUGGCUAAAAGUUUAGCUUUAUUAACAAAUAUUCAUCAUGAUCUGGGUGAUGAUGCUCAAGCACUGAAGUUGGGUACACGUGCUUUGAUACUCUUCGAACGUGUUCGUUCAUCAAAUCCAUCUCAAUCAGCUGAAUUAUUGAAUACUCUAGGUCUCGUACAAAUGAAUUUAGGAGAAUUAUCCGAAGCACGGCAUUAUUUUGAACGAGCACUGAAAAUAUACUCUCAUAUUGCACCAUUGGGACAGGUAGAAUCGGCCAAAACCAAGAAAAAUCUUCAAUGUGUACUUGAAAUGCAACAAAAUAUCGACAAUUUACAACACUAUUCUUGA